AUGGCGCAGGAGAACGCCGCCUUCUCUCCCGGGUCGGAGGAGCCGCCGCGACGCCGCGGUCGCCAGCGCUACGUGGAGAAGGACGGGCGCUGCAACGUGCAGCAGGGCAACGUCCGCGAGACCUACCGCUACCUGACCGACCUGUUCACCACGCUGGUGGACCUGCAGUGGCGCCUCAGCCUGCUCUUCUUCGUGCUCGCCUACGCGCUCACCUGGCUUUUCUUCGGCGCCAUCUGGUGGCUCAUCGCCUACGGCCGCGGCGACCUGGAGCACCUAGAGGACACCGCGUGGACCCCGUGCGUCAACAACCUCAACGGCUUCGUGGCCGCCUUCCUCUUCUCCAUCGAGACCGAAACCACCAUCGGCUAUGGGCACCGCGUCAUCACCGACCAGUGCCCCGAGGGCAUCGUGCUGCUGCUGCUGCAGGCCAUCCUGGGCUCCAUGGUGAACGCUUUCAUGGUGGGCUGCAUGUUCGUCAAGAUCUCGCAGCCCAACAAGCGCGCCGCCACGCUCGUCUUCUCCUCGCACGCCGUGGUGUCUCUGCGCGACGGGCGCCUGUGUCUCAUGUUUCGGGUGGGCGACCUGCGAUCCUCGCACAUCGUCGAGGCCUCCAUCCGCGCCAAGCUCAUCCGCUCGCGCCAGACGCUCGAGGGCGAGUUCAUCCCCCUGCACCAGACCGACCUCAGCGUGGGCUUCGACACGGGGGACGACCGCCUCUUCCUCGUCUCGCCUCUCGUCAUCAGCCACGAGAUCGAUGCCGCCAGCCCCUUCUGGGAGGCAUCGCGCCGCGCCCUCGAGAGGGACGACUUCGAGAUCGUAGUCAUCCUCGAGGGCAUGGUGGAGGCCACCGGAAUGACAUGCCAAGCUCGAAGCUCCUACCUGGUAGAUGAAGUGUUGUGGGGCCACCGAUUCACAUCCGUGCUCACCCUGGAGGAUGGGUUCUAUGAAGUGGACUACGCCAGCUUCCACGAAACCUUUGAGGUGCCCACGCCCUCGUGCAGUGCUCGGGAACUGGCAGAAGCCGCGGCCCGCCUCGAUGCCCAUCUCUACUGGUCCAUCCCCAGCAGGCUGGAUGAGAAGGUGGAGGAAGAAGGGGCUGGGGAGGGUGCAGGUGCGGGAGAUGGAGCUGACAAGGAGCAAAAUGGCUGCCUGCCACCCCCAGAGAGUGAGUCCAAGGUGUGACUGGUUUUUCUCCAACCCCCUGUGGCAGACCAGGGGGGCAGACACAGGUACACGGAGAAGCCGCAGAGUGGAGAUGGGAAAAGAGGAGGCAGGCAGGGUCCCCAAGGAAUGGCUUAA
This is a messenger RNA of Apodemus sylvaticus (European woodmouse), 1299 nucleotides long. It is a transcript of the gene Kcnj9, whose product is annotated as potassium inwardly rectifying channel subfamily J member 9. Gene Ontology annotation, biological process: potassium ion import across plasma membrane; regulation of monoatomic ion transmembrane transport. Lineage: Eukaryota; Metazoa; Chordata; Mammalia; Rodentia; Muridae. The coding region runs from base 1 to 1182 and encodes 393 amino acids. Gene Ontology annotation, cellular component: plasma membrane. Gene Ontology annotation, molecular function: G-protein activated inward rectifier potassium channel activity. The transcript is spliced from 2 exons. The record is from RefSeq and is a predicted model, not a curated record.